CACUAUAAUGUCUUGAAGACCUUAAAAAUAUUCUGUUGUGAUGUAUGUCUAUUAUUACACCAUUUUGGUCUUUGCAUGGGAAUAGGCAGACUUGCAACGAGUGUCGUUUGUACACCUCAGUUUGUGCUGAAAGAAGGGGUGGCAAGAGAGAGCGAGCGAGCGAGCAACCGAGAAAGGGGGAGGAUGGUGAGGGAGUGAGUUUCAUGCAAGGGAGGGGACAGACAUUCUCCAAGCAGGGGAGCACAGCCUCAGUCUGGCCAGCAAGGAGGAGAAGCAGCAUCGGCAACAUCAUUGCUGUCUGCCUCCCCCAGUUACUACCAUCACUACCACUAUUACCACAACCAAUCUGCAUCCAGCUUUCGGACUAUACACAACCCAGGCGAACAAAAGAGGAGGUUAGAGAGGAUUUUUUUUUUUUUUUUUUUUUUUGGCAAAGGGUGAGAAAGUGAAGCAUGCAGGAGGACAGGCGUGGAGGCGCGGCUGCGGGAUGCGUGCUGUCUGACGGGCGCCCAGUGACCAUGAUGCCACUGCCGUGAGAGGCUCCCGUGAGCUGCGCACCCAAGCCGCCCUUUUCCCCUCCCUCUCCUCUCCCCUCCUUUCCUUUCCUAUCCUCUCCUCUCCUCCCCUCACCUCACCAGCAUCGCCGAACGGCACUCAUUUGAACGCGGGGACACGGAAACACCACCACCAUCGCCACCGGCGUUUGCUGCACAGCAACUUGACAUAAACAGGGGGAUUUCCUUUCCUGGAUUUAAACAAUAUCAAGGUUGCUUCACCAUUUGCUUCUGGUGACAAGUGGACUGCUCUCCACACAAACACGCCGACAAUCCUGACUGUGCCAGUGCUGUCACCUUCUCUUGUUCAUGCUACAGAGUCUUCAGGGUUGCCAUCCAUGGUUUCUACCCUCAUCAAGAUUAUAUCAUCUUACAUUGAAAAGAUUUGCAAAGGAAUGUUUACAAAGAAAUUGGCAAACCAAAUCAAGAAGAAAGAGAGAAGUAAAAAUAAAGAGCCAACAAAAUUGACCACUGACCUACAAGCACACCAUCCAACUUUGUCAAACACAGUGAAGACCACUGUUAAAAAGAUCUCUAAAUGCUCCUCAGCACGUAACGUAUCGCUGGAAGACGACGACGGGAAGAACGACUGCUCGUCCCUGUCACCCACUUUCAGUUAUCGCGUAGCCAUCGCAAAUGGACUCCCUAAAACCGCCCCUUUUUUGAAUAACAACAAUGAGAGCAUAUUUCCAGAGGUUCUUUCAAUCGACAGUAGCUAUUCCGACACACUGAGCGACGCAAAGCCUAUCCGGAGGCUGGAUGAGCAUAAAUCGCACACAAUGCCAGUAAGACGGAACCGGAAGAGCCUCAUCAGUUUGGCUCCCUCUGACGGGAGCUCUGAGGGCGAACGAGUGGAACGCUCAAGUCUGCAAACGCUCCGGCUGGGAGCUCUUCGCAAACUGAGGAAAUGGAAAAAGAGUCAGGAAUGUGUCUCCUCGGACUCCGAGGUGAGCAACUGGAGGAAGACACUUGGCAUCCGGAGCAAGUCCUUGGACCGGGCGGGACGGCAGCAGAAAAGCUCAACUCUGGAACCUGGUUCCUCUUCCACGGGAUGCAUCAGUCAGACACAGGAUGUCAUGGAGAUGAUCUUCAAGGAACUUCAGGGGAUCAGCCAGAUAGAGACGGAACUGUCCGAGCUCCGUGGCCAUGUCAACGCCCUGAAGAGCUCAAUUGAUGAGAUCUCCAGCAGUGUGGAAGUCGUUCAGAGCGAGAUUGAGCAACUUCGCUCUGGAUUUGUCCAGUCAAGAAGGGAAACACGUGACAUCCAUGAUUACAUAAAACAAAUUAGCCACCAGGCCAAUAAUUCUACUCUGCGCUUCCUUAAUGUCCCCGAAGAAAGAUCAGAAAAAACAGAACAUCUUAUAUAUAAAUUACUAAAAGACAAAAUGGGUCUCACUGAUGCCCAUAAAACAAUUAAAAUUGAACUUGCUCAUAGAUUAGGACAACAGCGAGAAUGUUCUAACGCAAAACCUCGUCCCAUUAUAGUUAUAUUUGCAACACCCCAAGACAGAGAUUUAGUCUUGAAAAAAUGCUAUAAACUUAAAGGUACUGGGAUUACAGUUUCCACGGACAGCUUAACUCGGGACGGGAAAGAGCGAAAGGACAAGUCAAUGUCCUCCUCACAAACUUAUGAAAGUAUGGAUAUUAAGGUGUCAGGGAAAGAUAAAGUAGUAGAGAGUGAUGAUUGGGAUUCUAUGGACAGUGACAAGGAAUUAGAUGAGCUAAGCAGAAACAAAUAUGCAAUGGUGAUUUCAAAGCCUGCUCACAAGAGCAAAUCGGAGAAAAAACGAUCCCAUGACCACAGCCGGUCAGGGGAGGAGGCAAGCUACUCAGGUGCAGUUCAUUAUGCCGAUGACACAUACUAUGACCCCGACAAGCAUGGGAAGGCUUACUAUUCUGAUGUGACCUCCGGCUGGCUCUCUCAAAGUGACUAUUCCACGCCCAAACUCAGCCGUUCUGAAUCGGACUGCUCAAAACUUUGUCAGUCGUACUCGGAGGACUUUUCAGAAAGCCAGUACUUUACACGGGCCAACGGCUGCUCCUUGUUAUCCUCCUCAGAUCAAGAACUGUGGCAGAGGAAACAAGAGGACAUGGCCUCCUCUUGGUACGCUAGCCCCAGUCACCCACUCAGCCAUGAGAAUCGACCUUAUGAACAAAAUGAGAUUGAGACAACUGAGACUGUUGACAGUGGUGUCAGCAAUGGACUUGUUUGCAUGUCUGGGGACAGAAGCCACUACAGUGGCUCCCAACUUUCUCUGCAAGCUGACCUGUCACCUUGGAAAGAUUGGCAUCAUAUAGAGCAAGGUGCCGAUUCAGGUUUGGAAGCGUCCAUAGAGGUUAGCAGUCCAUUUGACCCAUCCACCAUCCCGGGUUUUCCAGAGAAUAUCACUAAAUGCCAAGAAGUUGAUUUACAAUUUGAAGGUGAGGAGGAGUUCAUGAUGCUUGACAGAGUACUUGCUCUGCCGCCAAUAACCACUCACAUUAUUACACCCGUUGUGGAGCGUGAGUCUACCAAAGCACAUGUGCGCCAGUCUAAAGGGAAUUCCAAGGCGGUAGCAAAAGAAAAUACGAAAGUAUUAUCUAAAGACCCCUCCAAAGCUACAGCUAAAAUGACAAAUAAACAAAUUAAAAUUGGAUUGAAAGAUGAACCACCCAAAAUACAAGAAAAGGAAACUAUAAACGUUUCUGCAAAGAUUUCAUCUAAAAUUACAUCAAAUGCUACUCCGCAAGAGCCGCUGAAACAGAAGAAAUCCAUAGCUGAAGAGAUCACUGAAUCCUUCCCUAAAGAUAGCCCGAAACCUACAGCUAAAUAUUCCACAAAGCCUGCCAUUGAAGAUGUUGCUAAAGUAGCGCCGAAGGUCAUUUGCGGUGAGACAGUUAAAGCGAGCAGAGCAGCCCCAAAAGUUUCCCAGGCGAUGAUAUCAAAACAAAGUCCAAGAGAGUCACCAAAAGAGAGCCCUAGAAUCACCCCAAUAAUGAGCCCAGCUUCAACUCCCAAAGAGUCACCGAAAGAAUCCCCUAAACAGUCCCCGAUGGUCAGUGUGAAAGAACCCCUACAAGACACACAGAAACUUGCUGCUAAGGAAGUUACCAAAGAAGCUACAAAGGUACCCACAAAAGGGGUACCUAUAGUACAGAAUAAGGAGAGCAACAACAACAAUAAAGUACCACCCAAAAAGGAUUCUGGCAUCCCAAUCAAAGAAACACCAGUAUCGAAAGAGAUCCCAAAGGUGUCUGUCAAAGAAGCCCCUAAGGCAUCUCCAAGUCAAUCACCUCAGGUAGUGUUUCCAGAUGCCCCAAAAGUAGUUGUUAAAGAUGCCCCCAAGGAAGCUUCAAAAGCAGUCCCGAAAGAAAAAUUUCCUGAAAUCAAUGUCAAUCACAGCUUUCACCAAACUCAAGGUAAAUCUACCACUAUGUACCGCAGUCAGAGUGAGAUCCGAACAGAAAAGGUCGAGGAAGUGCCUAAGUCAUGGAGCAGCAGGCUCAGUAUAGACCUCAGCGAGAAGUCUUUUGGUUUUGGCUUUGGGUCUACACUGCAAAGGGCUAAAUCAGCUCUGGAGGUUGUAUGGAAAUCUGGCCCUCAGAAUACUCCCGCACCUCCUGAAGAACCCACAAACUCUUCUUCGUCAUUCAUGGGGCGUUUCCGUACAAUCUCCACCUCCAACUCACCAUCUGCGGCAGACCCAAUUGUUCACAAAGAACCCGUUUACUACAAACCGGAGGAAGAGAAAAAAGAUGCAGAGACGGAAGCCGUUGAACAAUCUGAGGAUGGCGAGACCCAUUACGUUGAGGUGAUGGAACAGGUUCUGGCUAAUUUGGAGAACAGAACUAAUGUUAAUGAAACUGAAGAGCUUGUGCAGGAAUGUGAGCCUUCUCAGGACAAUGACGCAUUUGAGGAUGUCCAGCCUUCUCAGGACAAUGAUGUUCCUCAAGAUUUUGAGACGGCUGAAGAUUUCAGCAUCACAAGAGACAAUGAUGCGAGCCAAGAGGCACAUGUCCUCGAGUAUGACUGCGGCUUGGAUGAGCCGUACGAUGAGGAGUACAGCGAGGAGUAUGAAACCAACGUGACAGAGGACACGGCCGAGUAUGACGCCAUGGUGGAGUAUCUGGAUGUCGAGGAACCCGACGAGACAGAGGACAAUGACAUUACCGAGGAUAUGGAAGGGGGCGAUGAGGAUAUAGAGGAGAUCGAGGAGCUGGUUGAGGAGACCGCCGAGGCAUCUGAGAAAGUCGAUGAACAUGAGGAGGAUAAAAGAAAAAGCAUGGAUGAGGAGAAGCCCGCAGCCACAGAGGCACCACCAAAGAAGCGAAUACGACCGACAUUUAAAGAGGCUGCUCUGAGGGCGUACCGGAAACAGAUGGCUGAACUGGAGCAACAGAUCUUGGCGGGAGAUUGCAGUGCUUUGGAUACUCAGCCUCGCAGUAUUUUGGACCCCAAACUGCUCGGCUUGCAGUCUGGAGGGGCCGGCAGUAUUCUUUACGGUAUUGACAGCAUGCCAGAUUUACGCCGCAAGAGAACAGUGCCUCUUGUCCGAGACCUGGCUUUGACCCUCACUGCUCGAAAGGCAGGCAUCUCGUUUGCUCUGGUGAACCGCUCCACCCUGAAUAACGAGGACUUGAAACUUCACGUCUUCAAGAAGACCCUCCAGGCCUUGAUAUACCCGAUUUCUUCCACAACACCGCACAACUUUGAGGUGUGGACGGCCACUGCGCCAACUUACUGCCAUGAAUGCGAGGGGCUCCUGUGGGGCAUCGCACGCCAAGGCAUGCGCUGCUCUGAGUGUGGCGUCAAAUGCCACGAAAAGUGCCAAGACCUGCUCAAUGCAGACUGUUUACAGAGGGCAGUGGAGAAGAGCUCCAAGCACGGAGCGGAGGACAAGACCCAAAACAUAAUCAUGGCCAUGAAAGAGCGAAUGAAGAUCCGAGAGAAGAACCGACCUGAGGUGUUUGAAGUGAUCCAAGAGAUGUUCGACAUUUCCAAGGAGGACUUCGCCAGCCAUCUCAAGACAGCCAAGCAAGCUGUGCUGGACGGCACCUCCAAAUGGUCUGCUAAAAUCAGCAUCACUGUCAUGAGUGCUCAAGGGCUCCAGGCCAAGGAUAAAACUGGCUCCAGCGACCCCUACGUCACCGUCCAGGUGGGAAAGACCAAGCGUCGGACAAAGACCAUCUUUGGCAACCUCAAUCCAGUGUGGGACGAGAGGUUCUACUUCGAAUGUCACAACGCCACGGAUCGCAUCAAGGUGCGCGUGUGGGAUGAGGACGACGACAUCAAGUCGCGGGUGAAGCAGCAUUUCAAGCGGGAGUCGGAUGACUUCCUGGGCCAGACCAUCAUCGAGGUCCGCACGCUCAGUGGGGAGAUGGAUGUUUGGUACAAUCUAGAUAAGAGGACCGACAAGUCGGCCGUGUCCGGCGCCAUCAGGCUCAAAAUCAGCGUGGAGAUGAAGGGGGAGGAAAACGUGGUGCCACCUCACGGCCAGUACACCUGUUUACACGAGAACCUGUUCCACUACUUGACCGAGGGCAAGAACAACGGCGUGGUGAAGAUCCCGCAAGUGAAAGGCGAAGAGGCGUGGAAAGUCUACUACGACGACGUGUCCCAGGAGAUAGUCGACGAGUUUGCCAUGAGAUACGGAGUGGAGUCCAUCUAUCAGGCCAUGACGCAUUUCUCCUGCCUGUCCGCCAAGUACAUGUGUCCCAGUGUGCCGGCGGUGAUGAGUAACCUGCUUGCGAACAUUAACGCCUACUUCGCUCACACAACCACGACCACCACAACCACCGCCUCUGCUUCGGAUCGAUUCGCCGCUUCCAAUUUUGGGAGGGAGAAAUUUGUGAAAUUACUGGAUCAGCUGCACAACUCGUUGAGGAUCGACCUGUCCAAGUAUCGUGACAAUUUCCCUGCUGGAAACCAAGAGCGUCUCCAAGAUCUGAAGUCUACCGUGGAUCUUCUGACCAGCAUCACCUUUUUCAGGAUGAAGGUCCAAGAGCUCCAGAGUCCGCCCAGAGCGAGCCAGGUGGUUAAGGACUGUGUGAAAGCUUGCCUGGAUUCUACGUACAAAUACAUUUUCGAUAACUGUCACGAGCUGUACAAUCAGCUGCUGGACCAGAGCCGGAAGCAGGACAUCCCACGUGAGGAGCAGGGACCAUCCAUCAAGAACCUGGACUUUUGGCCAAAACUCAUCACCCUCAUGGUGUCAGUCAUCGACGAGGACCGGACAGCCUACACGCCCGUCAUCAACCAGUUUCCUCAGGAGCUGAACGUGGGGAAGAUUAGUGCCGAGAUCACAUGGCACCUCUUCGCCCUGGACAUGAAGUAUGCCAUGGAAGAGCAUGAUAAGCACCGCUUAUGCAAAAGCACCGAAUACAUGAAUCUUCACUUCAAAGUCAAAUGGUUCCAUAAUGAGUACGUGCGCGAAUUGCCAGCCUUCAAGGGGGUUCCGCCAGAGUAUUCUCUGUGGUUUGAGCCGUUUGUCAUUCAGUGGCUUGACGAGAAUGAGGACGUGGCCAUGGAUUUCCUCAAUGGAGCUUUGGAGAGAGACAAGAAAGACGGCUUCCAGCAGACGUCCGAGCACGCCCUCUUCUCCUGUUCGGUGGUGGACGUGUUCACGCAGCUGAAUCAGAGUUUUGAGAUCAUCAAGAAGCUCGAGUGUCCGAACCCCCAGGCUCUGGCUCACUUCAUGUGCCGCUUUGCCAAGACUAUCAACAAGGUUCUUCUGCAGUAUGCCGCAAUCAUUUCCAAGGACUUCCCUUUGUAUUUGAACAAGGAGAACGUGCCCUGCAUUCUUCUCAACAACAUUCAGCAGCUCAGAGUCCAGUUGGAGAAGAUGUUCGAGUCAAUGGGAGGGAAACAGGAGGAGGGGGUUGUGUCCUUCUGUAAGCUGGAUGCGGAGGCCAGUGAUCUGCUCAAGGAGCUUCAGAAUAAACUAAACACCGUGUUGGAUGAGCUCAGCGGUGUCUUGGGCUCCAGUUUCAAACCGGUCAUCGAGGAUUGUGUGAAGCAGAUGAACCAGGAGCUGAUCCAGAUGAAAGGUUCGGCCAAGGGAAGCAAUGCCGCUAUGGAUGCAGAGACUGUCCUUCGGCCUCUUAUGGACCUCCUCGAUAAAAAUUUGAUGUUAUUCGCCAAGAUUUGUGAGAAGACAGUGCUGAAACGUGUUCUCAAAGAGCUUUGGAAGAUCGUGCUGAACACCAUCGAGAGAACCAUCGUUUUGCCCCCGCUGAGUGACCAGAGUCAGCAAGGAGCUCAGAUGAUCUUCAAUGCGGCAAAGGACUUGGGACAAUUGUCCAAAUUGAAGGAGCAUGUCAUCCGCGAGGAAGCCAGGAGUCUGACUCCACGGCAAUGUGCGGCCAUGGACCUUGUGCUUCCCACUAUCAAGCAAUAUUUCCAUGCUGGAGGAAACGGGCUAAAGAAGACAUUCCUGGAGAAGAGCCCGGAUAUGAAGUCCCUCAAAUAUGCUCUUAGCCUUUACACUCAACCUACAGAUGCCUUGAUCAAGAAAUAUAUAUGCACCCAAACCUCUCAAGGUCAGUCAAGCAACGGCUCGGUGGGCGAGGUGUCCAUACAAGUGAACCUCAUCUCUCACCCUGGCACCGGAGAGCACAAAGUCAGCGUGAAGGUGGUCGGCGUGAACAACCUCCAGUGGCAGACCACCGCCAUGUUCCGGCCAUUCGUUGAGGUCAACGCCGUCGGGCCACACCUGGCUGACAAGAAGCGCAAAUUCAGCACCAAGACCAAGAACAACAACUGGUCACCAAAGUACAACGAAACAUUCCAAUACGUCCUGAGCAACGAGCACGGGCCAGAGGCGUACGAGCUGCAUGUGUCGGUGAAGGACUACUGCUUCGCCCGCGAGGACCGCAUCAUCGGCAUGACCGUCAUCCAGCUGCGCGAGCUGGCUGACUCGGGCAGCUGCGCCGCCUGCUACCCGCUAGUGAAGAGCAUCGCCAUGGACGAGACAGGCCUCACCAUCAUGCGGAUACUCUCGCAAAGGACCAACGACGAGGUGGCCAAAGAGUUUGUGCGUCUCAAGACGGACACACGCUCGGCCGAGGAAGUGUCGUAAUGCGAAUUUAGGGUGUGUGGGGUGUGGGGAAAAAAAUGCAGUAUUUCAUUUGAAUGGUUUUGUCCUACAGAUGAGAAUGACUGGAAUGGUGUUCUACUUGAGAUGAUCCAAAGCAGGAUGCGAGCAAAGGAGUUGUUUGUUUGUUUGUUUGUUUGUUUUUGUGCAUGUGUGUAAGAAAAAAAAAACAUCUGUUGGAAUGUUCAUUUGAAUACUACAAGUACGUACAAGUGUUUACUGACCGUAUGCUUACUAUUAAGUACCAUAUUCUACCGGUUACGUUCAAGCAGACAAAAUAUCUUUUGUACACUUGGUCUUUUUUUGAACUGAGAUUUGUUCCAAUAAAGUGCCAAACCAGUGGAGUUACAACAACAACAACAACAUAAAAAUGAAAUGAAACAAAAAAGAACAAAGCGUACAGGAAUUGUGGCAAUGAACUAAGUACAGUGUGUUGGAAAAUUUGCUCGAUGAUCCAGUGUAAGUCACUUUAUGACUGUGUGGCAUUCUGAUUGUUGCAGAGUCUCUCGUUUGUCUGUUUGUUUGACAUAUAUUUUGCCACCCAGCGUUGUUGUAAAGUUCCUUGAUGUGUUUUUACUUUAUAUUUUUUUGUUAUUUGUUGUUUAUUGAUUUAUUUCUACAACACGUUUGCCACCCAACUUUUUGGCGAGUUGUGUUUUCUUAUGGUUUUGUUAUGCAUUCAUUUUACAUUCCUCCACCCAGUUCUUGUCACCUUGCACUGUUGCACCCGAGAUUUUUUGUCUUUUUUUUAAUUAUUAUCAUUUUGCCCUUCCAAAAAAAUCGAGUCCCUUUUUGUCAUCUGAACCACCCUUCACUGUUACAACAUCCCUUAUUUUAGAAAGAA
Molecule: messenger RNA, 9470 nt
Organism: Hippocampus comes (tiger tail seahorse)
Lineage: Eukaryota; Metazoa; Chordata; Actinopteri; Syngnathiformes; Syngnathidae
Gene: unc13c
Product: unc-13 homolog C (C. elegans)
Exons: 34
Coding region: 893-8611 (2572 amino acids)
Biological process (GO): synaptic transmission, glutamatergic; synaptic vesicle priming; dense core granule priming
Cellular component (GO): plasma membrane; terminal bouton; synaptic vesicle membrane
Molecular function (GO): calcium ion binding; calmodulin binding; diacylglycerol binding
Source: RefSeq, a predicted model, not a curated record